This is a messenger RNA of Macrobrachium nipponense, 609 nucleotides long. RefSeq names its product protein no-on-transient A-like. The transcript is spliced from 4 exons. The coding region runs from base 1 to 609 and encodes 202 amino acids. The record is from RefSeq and is a predicted model, not a curated record. NCBI's taxonomy places the organism in Eukaryota, Metazoa, Arthropoda, Malacostraca, Decapoda, Palaemonidae.
AUGCUUUCUGCUGCUGCACCUUGGUUUGGCCUGCAAGGUCGGCAGCCAGAAGAUAAAUUAGAGAAGGCCCUCUGUUGCAUUCAACAAAUGGAGAAGUUAUGGAAAGAGGAACAAGAGUUGAAACUAACAAUGGAAAUUAAGUGGCAACAGGCAAUGCAGGAAAAGGAGGAAGAACUGAAGGAAGAUAAGGCAAAGGAGGUACUAAGCAACAGAGAAUGGCGAAGAAAGCAGGCAGAAGCUCUGAGGAAGCAAGAUAAAUUCUUGUUGAUGAGGCUUUUCAAUGGAAUUACUCACAGAAAUAACCUGUUAGAAAAUACAGGAAAGGAAGAGGAUGAAAGAAAUGAACAAGAAAAUGGAAGUCACCAGGAGUACUGCUGUGAACCAAGAAGAGAAAACAGGAUACUUAAAAAAUUAGUGGUCAGCCGCCAAAUCAAGGUGCAGCAGCAGAGAGCAUGCUACACAAGAAGAACCAAGGUGGAGCAGUGGAGUGCAAGCCACAAAGGGUCUUUUAGAAUAGUAGGAGGAGGAGGAGGAGGAGGAGGAGGAGGAGGAGGAGGAGGAGGAGGAGGAGGAGGAGGAGGAGGAGACUUUGGGUGCCACUUAAGUUGA